This is a messenger RNA of Hyaloscypha bicolor E, 1173 nucleotides long. RefSeq lists its product as uncharacterized. NCBI's taxonomy places the organism in Eukaryota, Fungi, Ascomycota, Leotiomycetes, Helotiales, Hyaloscyphaceae. The record is from RefSeq and is a predicted model, not a curated record. The coding region runs from base 1 to 1173 and encodes 390 amino acids. The transcript has 2 exons.
AUGACGUUGGAACAACGUAACUCUCGAAAACCGCUUCCGCAGCCGCCGGGUUUCAAUGACUGCCUCGAUCAAACUUCGAAGACAGCAUCGACUCUCGAUGGAAUGGCCCAAGCUGAGAGCAAGCUGCCGAGCCAGAACGGUCCGCAUUCUCGCCAGCAGGAACGGGAAAACAACGGGGAAGCAACCAGACCAAGCUUCCCAACACGCGACAUUGAUGAAACGCUCGAGUGUGCGGACACUCAAGUCAUAGAAUUGCAAAUGAAAUUGGAUGAUGCCACAGCGGCGCUUGCCUCUCUCCAUUCAACCGAUCAAUUCAGGCUAGGAGAUGACAGAAUCGCGAGAUUAAGAGAUGAGCUGCGUCACGAUAUUCGGCAAUGGAGUAGAAAGUUCCAUCAACCACACAAAAAAUCGGUAUUUUCUAAGGUCUUGAAAGAGGCGAACAUCGUGGCGGAAACAUGUCCGUUUGAAUCGACCAGUCCAUAUUAUCUUGAGUACCUGGCUGAGGAUAAUGAAAAGGGUCCCUCAAUGCUAGUACAAAGUUAUGUGUGGAAGAAUUUAUUGGCGGAUGUAUUUUGCCAGUGGACCUGGAUGGGUGGGCCAUGUCCAGAUGGAGGAGCAAAAUAUUGUCGUCUUUAUGAGUCCGCGAAGGCCCUCGAUAGUGCUGCCUAUGAGGCCAACAAAAGCCAGUCGCUGAUCAAGAACUACCAUCAUUGGCGAGCGCAGACAGCUAGAGUGAUAGGUAACAGUCCUAAGCGUCAUCAAGACUGCAUCAAUCGAAACAUUGAUGCGAUCACGAGGAAAAUGAAGUCAGAUUUGAAGAACUAUACAGAAGAGAAGCACAUAUUUGGAGAUCAUGAGAACAAUAAGGGGACGAAUAAUCUCGCAGCGAUUGUGAGGGCGGCUGUUACCUUCGACCUCCUUCUCUUCCAGCAAAAGGCCGAUUUCGAGUUCGAUAAGAUAUCUCCAGAGGUAGGGGGCAAAUUGUUCCAAUUCACGUCAGAAUGGAUGACAGGAGAUAACAACUCUGAAGGGGAAGAACAGAAUCUGAUGAGGAAAGGAAUUACGGCGAAGUUGUUCUGUGCACCAGCAUUGUACAAGUGCGGGACAUCAGAGGGAGAGAACUACGGUGAAUCACUUCUCAUAUGCAAAGCUGUGGUAGACUGUCUGGUUUGA